ACACAAGAACCUUUAACUCUAAAGGCUUUUUGAGGCUCUCCUUCCCUUCCUCUUUCCCCCAUUUCACUCCCCAAAACUUCAACUUGUUUACAACCAAGUACCAAAAAGCCUCAGAAACUACUACAUACCAACUUAGAAAAAAAGAAGAAAAAAGAGUAGCUGAGAGAUGGAGAAGCUUAGGUGCAGCAAGUUCCUAGAGACUUCCAAGCCAUACUUUGCAAUGAUCUCAUUGCAGUUUGGGUAUGCUGGGAUGAACAUCAUUACCAAGGUCUCUCUCAACCAUGGCAUGAGCCACUAUGUCCUUGUGGUCUAUCGCCACGCCAUUGCCACCGCGGUCAUCGCUCCUUUCGCCCUCUUCUUCGAAAGGAAAGGGCAGCCCAAGAUCACCUUCCCCAUCUUCAUCCAGAUUUUCAUCCUCGGCCUUCUUGGACCCGUGAUAGACCAGAACUUCUACUACGCCGGGCUCAAGUACACAUCUCCAACUUUCUCCUGUGCAAUGAGCAACAUGCUCCCCGCCAUGACAUUUGUCAUGGCCGUCAUCUGCCGGAUGGAGAAGCUGGAAGUGAAGAAAGUGAGGACACAAGCCAAGCUGGUGGGAACACUUGUCACGGUGGCGGGUGCAAUGCUGAUGACGUUAUACAAAGGUCCAAUUGUGGAGAUGUUCUGGUCCAAAGCCCUGCAGCCUGUCGGAUCCGAUCAUGGCGCCACUGAUCAAUCCCAUGAAAGCAGUGACAAAGAUUGGUUCAAGGGUUCCAUUCUCCUUAUCCUCGCCACCCUCGCCUGGGCCUUUCUCUUUGUCUUGCAAACCAAAGCAUUGAAGACCUACAAGAACCACCAGUUGUCCCUGACUACACUGGUGUGCUUCAUGGGGACAGUCCAAGCAAUUGCAGUCACCUUUGUGAUGGAGCACGAUCCAUCCGCGUGGAAGAUUGGAUUCGACAUGAACCUCCUCGCUGCUGCCUAUGCUGGAAUUGUGACGUCGAGCAUUUCAUACUAUGUUCAAGGUCUGGUGAUCAAGAAGAAAGGGCCCGUUUUCGCUACGGCUUUCAGCCCCUUGAUGAUGAUCAUUGUGGCAAUCAUGGGAUCCUUCAUCUUGGCUGAGAAGAUAUUUCUUGGAGGAAUUGUGGGAUCGGCGUUGAUAGUGGUAGGACUCUACGCAGUGCUGUGGGGUAAGCAGAAGGAGAAAAUGAGCAUGGACGACGAUGAGAUUCUUGACCCGGUGAAGGGAUCAUCGGCGAUUAACUAUGGGAAUGGGAAUUCAGCGGUGGUGGCUGCUGCCAUUGAAGAUGUUGAAGCAAAUAAGGUAAUCGGCGAUGUGCAGAAGUCAGAAGGGAACCACAACAGCAAGCACAUUACGAUGAUUGCACCAAUUAGUAUGCCUUUGGCUGAUGAAGUCCCACUGGAGAAACUUAACCAAGAGAACGACAGAGCUUAGGAAAGAAAAGAGGAAAAGGACAAAAAACAGAACCAAAAAAAAAUCUCAAAAAAGAGAAAAAAUGAGGAGAAAUAUAAUAGAGUGGGCCUUUUUUUUUUUCCUUUUUUUUUUCCCCAGUUCCUUCCAUAUAUGAUAUAUCCCAACAUUUUGUUGUGAGCUCUUUUCUUUGGUUUCCAUUUUGCAACGACAUAAAAAAUAUGGUGCUUUUGGUAUGCAACUUUGUUUUCUUCUCCUUCUUUUCCAUUGUGCUAAAUAUAUACUACUAUGAUGUUAUGUAAGUGUAACUUUUGGUUAAUGAACGAAAAUCAUGAGAGAAUGAACGACUUAUCUCACUAUGGAA
Molecule: messenger RNA, 1775 nt
Organism: Linum tenue
Lineage: Eukaryota; Viridiplantae; Streptophyta; Magnoliopsida; Malpighiales; Linaceae
Source: the annotation of a GenBank genome assembly